Molecule: messenger RNA, 726 nt
Organism: Necator americanus (New World hookworm)
Lineage: Eukaryota; Metazoa; Nematoda; Chromadorea; Rhabditida; Ancylostomatidae
Exons: 6
Coding region: 1-726 (241 amino acids)
Biological process (GO): regulation of transcription by RNA polymerase II
Molecular function (GO): DNA binding, bending; transcription cis-regulatory region binding
Source: RefSeq, a predicted model, not a curated record
AUGCCGCGCGCUAGCGCAACGCGCCGUGAUGCAGCCGCCGGAACAAAAUCCGCGGCUCAGAGCGAUUCGAUGUUGCGUCCUCAUGUGCUUCUUUCCUUCAGCAAUCGCCUUUUAGCAAGUUCAAAACCAAAGGCAUUGACAAAGCAGAAGUAUCCUGUCACUGGAAUGACCAUGGGACCAUGUGCUAUUUUUGUAAAGGAACACUUUGCAAAACAUUCUCCCAAAAACCUCUCAGAAGGUAAAGAAACGAUGAAAGAAGCUGCUGCUGCUUGGAAAUCCCUAGAUGUAGUUCAAAGAAAGAAAUACGAGGAACUUGCAAAACAGUAUCGUGCCGAUAAAAUGCAUGAAUUCGAUGCCUUGAGUGAUGAGGAGAAGCAAGAGCGAAUCUCUUCUUCUCUGGAAGAAAAGGAGGAAAAAGCUAGAAGAAAAGAGCGGAGAGAAAGAAGAGAUAAAUGGGAGAAAACCGGACAUCCUGAACGGGCACCUUCCGCGUACAAUCUGUUCGUACAGGAACAGUUCAACCAAUUGAAGAAAAAAGGCGGUGUUGUCACACCUGUUGUGAAUACAAUGCAACGCAUUAGCGCCGAGUGGAAAGCUAUGAGUGAAUCUGCCAAAGAGCCUUAUAUCGCUAAAGCUUCCAAGAUGGCGGAAAGGUACAAGACAGAGCUGGAACUUUGGAAGUCAAAGUUGCAACAUGAAGAGAAAAAUCACCCAAAGGAGGUGUAG